This is a messenger RNA of Gossypium arboreum, 1432 nucleotides long. Its product is annotated as cytochrome b5 domain-containing protein RLF. The coding region runs from base 274 to 921 and encodes 215 amino acids. The record is from RefSeq and is a predicted model, not a curated record. Gene Ontology annotation, molecular function: heme binding. Lineage: Eukaryota; Viridiplantae; Streptophyta; Magnoliopsida; Malvales; Malvaceae. The transcript is spliced from 7 exons.
ACUAAAGCCCAUAAACCCUUAGCCCAUGCAUGCAGCUGUGCCCUAGUUUCUUUUCUUUCCAGCGGCGGGUUUUUAUUUCCUCUUUUUCCACCCUCUCGAACGUUUUCUUCUUUUCCAGUGCUUUUCUUCGGAUCGGCCACAUAUCCUGUGUCCUUACCGGCGUCGACAAGGGUGUGGCCUUCGUUCAGAUGGUGUAAGAGCUGUUGUAAUUGUAUCACUUGAGAGGAACUGUUGCCUGACUUGAUUUUGUAAAUCUUAGUCUCCCCUCAUAGCAUGGACAACACCAGCAAUGAUGAUUUCACCUUUUGUAAGGUUGGGUUACCGACUGAUCAAAAUGGUUUGGAGGAAAAGAAUCUUGCAGCUGAUAUUGGUGGUAUUGCCAUUAAAGACGAAACCUCAAACUGCAGCGAUAAUAGCAAGAAUGGUGGUUUUCCCUGGAAAGAUAAACAUCCAAAUAAUGCCACAUUUGUAGAUCAGGCUACUGUUGGUUCUUUGACUUUCAAUGUUAUUGAUGCUUCAUGUUUGAAAUCAUCAGGUGAAUCAUCAAGACAAGUAGCAUAUGUAGAUGCGGGUGCUUCAGCAGUGAAGUCAGAAAAACCACGAAGUUCUACCAGAAAGUCUGCACCUCGGACCAAGGUUCCUUUUGAGAAGGGAUAUAGUCAAAUGGACUGGCUUAAGCUUAGUCAAACUCAUCCUGACCUUGCAGGAUUGAAAGGGCAGUCAAAUAGGAGGCUUGUUUCAAUGAGUGAAGUUAAGCAAAAUCAAAAAGAAGGUUCCAUGUGGACUGUUCUGAAAGGACGUGUCUACAAUAUAUCUCCAUACAUGAAGUUUCACCCUGGAGGUAUUGAUAUGCUCAUGAAGGCAGUGGGGAAAGACUGUACAUCUUUAUUCAGUAUCCUUUUUCUUUUUUUAAAAAAAUAAAAAAAUCUAUUUGUGGUGAGCACCGAGAUACAGCCAUACUCAAUGGAGAUGCUUGAAAGCAAGGCUUAAGAUAUACGAGGGUCAUGUUUUUCAGUGGUAUUGGUGCCUUGGACAAAGGCUCCAGACUUGGUGAAAGUAUAAGCUAUUUAUUUUCCUUAACUUGUGUAUAAGACAAAUACCAUGCUUGGGUAAACGCUGAAUUCUUGCUGGAAAAAUGUCUGGUUGGUACUUUGGAUGAUGGCAAAGGCACCCAGACAUUGUAAAACCGCUUCUUGGUACUCAGCCAUGUUGUCUAUUGUUAUUGUAAGCGCAGUAGAGGAUGCAAUAAGAUCCGUAGCUAUGGCCCGUGGGACAAAUCUUAUCAUUCGAUAUUAUAAAAGAAAUUCUGUUUCCCAUUCUUACCUCCAACAAUCGGUACCAACCAGUGUUCUAAUGUAGUUAACUCUGUAUAAAUAAUACGUACUGAAAGUUGAAAUAAAAAUGUUGUUCAAGACAACAUUAUUGUUAUAAA